UUAAAAAGUAUGCUACACUUUUGGCAGACAAAUUAUACAUAUUGCAUAUCCAGACUACGGGAGAAGAGAAGGAUUUUCACAGAUGUUAUCUACAAAUUAAAGCUAAUCUAGUUGAAGGAGGCACACUGUGUUGCAAAGGAAAAAUGUGGAGGAGUUCACCUCUUUUCUUCCUUCUCCUGUUGUGUCAUAUUUUGGAUGUAAGCUUUGGGCAGAAUAAGAAAAAGCAGGGCCAACAAUCCAGCAGCCUCCUCCUAAAAGAUGAGGGUAAAGACCUUGAAUGUGACUUUGACAUUGCUUAUAUCCUGGAUAGCUCUGAAAGCUCCAAGUAUGGACUGUUCCAGAAGCAAAAAGAUUUUGUGGCAAAUUUCAGUUUAAAACUUAUGGACAUAACAUUGAAUAACUGGAAGUUAAAUAUCAGACUGGCCCUUUUGCAGUUCAGCAGUCAUGUGAAGAAAGAGUUUCACUUUCAAGACUGGGAAAAUGUUGAGAAGUUCAACUCCAAAGUCUAUGCAAUGAAUUACAUUGGCCACGGUACAUAUUCAUUCUAUGCCAUCACUAAUGCUACUCAGCUUUUUCAUGAAGAAGCUAAACCUCACGCAGUCAAGGUGGCAUUGCUAAUGACUGAUGGGGUAGACCAUCCAAAAAGUCCAGAUGCUUUGAACGCUGCAGCUGAGGCUAAAAAUAACAACAUUAAGCUGUUCACUAUUGGCCUAUCGGAUAUCGCAAGGAGGACGCCAAUUAAUGCUAAGCUGCGCUCCUUAGCUAGCUCUCCAGCCCAGCAGUAUGUAUACAGCCUGACAGAUCAAGACCUGCAGGAUACACUAUUCUUGCAGUUGAAAAAAGUUGCAGAUGAUCAGUGUCCUCAGCAAUGUUUUUGUGAGAAAGGGGAGAAAGGGCCACCAGGAAUCCAAGGUAAAAAAGGAGAACAAGGUCGUCAAGGUCCUGCAGGUCCACAAGGUGCAAAGGGUGAGUCUGGUAUCAACGGAGGACCUGGUAUGAAAGGAUCACAGGGCCGACCUGGCUUUGAUGGUGAAAAGGGUGAAAGAGGUGAAUGUGGAAGUCCUGGAAUAAAAGGAGACAGAGGACCAGUGGGGCCACAUGGAAUGAGGGGACCUAGAGGGCCACAGGGCUUAACUGGACCGAUAGGUGACGCAGGACCUGAAGGAACGCCUGGUCCAAAGGGUGAUCGUGGCCCAGAUGGACUGCCAGGACCUCAAGGUGAGAGUGGCAUUGGAUUUCCAGGACCUAAGGGAGAUAAAGGCAUACAAGGAAGACCAGGCCCAGUGGGGCCCACUGGCAGUGGAGAGCCAGGUGUACCUGGUCCUCCAGGUCCUAUUGGUUUUCCUGGGAAUUCAGGACCACCAGGUGAAGGGGUUACUGGUCCCAAGGGUGACAGAGGCUAUGAAGGACCACGAGGUGCUCGUGGUUUACCUGGAAUUGGAGCUAAAGGGGAAAAGGGCAGCAUGGGACCACCAGGGAUUAUCGGACCAAUUGGCCCUCCAGGAGCAGGAAUUCAGGGAGAUAAGGGGGAUCAAGGCCCAGUAGGCCCACCAGGACCUAGAGGAAUCCAGGGAAUUUCCAUAACUGGUCCAAAGGGAGACCAGGGCUUUCCAGGGGAAACAGGAGUGACUGGUGAGAGAGGCAUUGGCGACCCAGGACCUAAAGGUGAUCAAGGUCCACCUGGGUCCCCAGGAAUUCAUGGAAUUCCUGGGGAAGAUGGAGCAGUGGGUCCGAAGGGGGAAGCAGGUUUACCAGGAGUCCGAGGCCCAGACGGCACACCCGGAAAAGGAAUACCUGGAGAAAAGGGUGACAGAGGUGAAAGAGGGAUUAGAGGAUUACCUGGUGCACAAGGAUCAGUGGGACUUACCGGUGCUAAGGGUGAGCCUGGAAGAGCUGGACCAAUUGGUGUGCCUGGACCACCAGGACGAGGAAUUCAAGGAGCAAAGGGUGAUGUGGGUCCACAUGGACCACCAGGACCAGUGGGAGAUACAGGCAUCGGGGCACCAGGACAAAAGGGUGAAAGAGGUUUACCUGGAGCAACUGGACCACCUGGACCCAAAGGGGAAGGAAUCCCUGGUCAGCAGGGACUGCCAGGACCAUCAGGGCAACCUGGAGAACCUGGACCAGAAGGCAAAGGAUUUCCAGGAACUAAGGGAGAUCGUGGAUUACCAGGCAGUCCAGGUCCAGCAGGCCCUCUUGGAAUUGGAAUUAUGGGGCCAAAGGGUUCUUUAGGUCAACUUGGCCCCGCAGGACCCAGAGGUUUACCAGGCGAAGGAAUACAGGGACCCAAGGGAGAGCCUGGGUUUCAGGGUCUGCCCGGACCCAGAGGUCUAAAUGGUGUUGGUAUUCCUGGAGAGAAGGGUGAUCGUGGAUAUGCAGGAGAGCAGGGAAAAAAAGGGGACAGAGGGGAAAUUGGAGAAAUAGGCUCACCGGGUCAACCAGGAAAAGAUGGACAAAAGGGGGAACCUGGUUUGACGGUUAAUGAAAUUAUUAAAUUAAUCCGAAAAAUGUGUGGGUGUGGUGUUAAAUGCAUCGAGAGCCCACUUGAACUUGUCUUUGUCAUUGAUAGCUCAGAAAGUGUUGGACCUGAGAAUUUUGAUAUUAUGAAAGACUUUGUGAAUGCCCUAAUAGAUCGAGUUUCUGUUAGUCGUGCAGGAACACGUGUAGGUGUGGUUCUGUACAGCCACAUUCACAUAACUGUAGUCAGUCUUCAACAGCACUCGAACCAAGAGGAUGUUAAAGCAGCUGUGCGUAAGAUGCCAUAUCUUGGAGAAGGCACCUACACAGGCAGCGCCAUCAAGGCAGCUAAUCAAAUCUUUGAGGUAUCACGGCCAGGAGUAAGAAAAGUAGCAAUUGUUAUAACAGAUGGUCAAGCAGAUGAGCGAGAUGCUGUGAAACUUGAAGUGGCUGUGCGAGAGGCUCAUGCCAUUAACAUUGAAAUGUUUGUUAUUGGAAUACUGAACAAGAGUGACCCGGAGUUCAUCAACUUCCAAAGGGAAAUGCACAUAAUUGCAUCUGAUCCUGAUGAUGAGCAUGUUUAUCUGAUUGAUGACUUUAUGACUCUGCCAGCCCUGGAGAGCAAACUUCUCAGCAGAAUUUGUAGAACAGAAGAUGGUGACCUUUUAAGUCCUUUUCAUGACUCUCUACUUCCUCCGGGAGUUACCGCCAGUCCAGACAUUCACUUUGUGACACAAGAUAAUGUAGAUGAAAAUAACAAGGAAGAAGGUGACAGCCAGGAAAUCUAUAUACCAGGUCUAGAUAACCACUUGACUAUAAAGGAAAGUGCAAGUGAAGUCAUUUUUGAGAACACAAUCCCAACAAUCCUUCCAAGACCUCCAUCAGGCAGAACAACAUCAGCAACUGCUGCUCAUUCAGGGAGAACCAGAGGAAGACCACUGGCCACUGCUGCUCCAGUGACGCAACCACCAACAUUAUCCCUGGAAACGCUAUCCUUAGAUAAAAGAUGCACUGAAGUAUUACAUCAAGGCAACUGCCGAAGCUACGUGGUGAAAUGGUACUACGACUCUACCGCAAAUUCAUGUGCUCAGUUCUGGUAUGGAGGGUGCGGAGGCUCUGGAAAUCGAUUUGAUUCCGAACUGGAAUGUAGACAGUUAUGCAUAAAAAUAAAAUAGAAUCAAUGAACUGACCCACAUCCAUGUUGUUUUACCUCUUCAACUUAAACAACUCUUUCCAAAGAGCACUGAAGACCUUUGCCAGUUGAAGUGACUGCUGUAGUGAAAACGACUAAAGUCAAGUGUGUUCCAUUUCAAAUAUUACAAGAUGGCCUGAGCCACUAACAUAGCUAUUAGCACAGAGUGGGAUGUGUACAAAAUGCCCUGAGGUGCUGCACUUCACAUCUGUACUUGAAGAGGAGCUCUUGUAUUUCUAAAGCUGCCCCUUGUACACAUUCAGAUUUGCUUUUGUUGUUUAAGCAAGUGACCCCAUCCAUUGUGACCCCGAUUCGAAGUUUACCCUCUCCCUCUGCUGUCACCCUUGACCGGGAAGGAUAACAAGUUGUAAAAGGCAAAGAGGUAAAGAACAGCAACUCAAAACACAGGAGCUGAGAACUCAACUCUGCAACCAUAAUGCAAAAAAGAAAACGGCAAUAGGGGACGUGCUGCAGAGAAUUCAUAACGGUACCCCACAACAAGAACGCAGAGACACUCCUGAAUGCGGAGAUUUGCUGCUACAUUUGUUCUCAUUUUCAACUCAACUGGUGUCUACUAUCGGUAAAGCAUUAAUGAAGUGAUAAUUGUACUAAUGAUAGUUUUAUUCGUAUAAAUGAAUGUCAUUGUAUUCUGAUAUAAAAUGCUACCAUAUAUCCAAAGUCACAGUUGCCAGCCUCGUUUAAUAUCAUUCUGUAAUUUCUUUGGGUUAGCCUAACCCUCUAACUUGAGGCAGCAGUGGGAUUCUCGUAAUUUUCUUUUUUUCUCCUGGGUACAUUUAUCCAUUUUUAAAAUAUAAAGAAUGGAGAAGAAGUCAAUGGCACUAAUUUAAAUCAAUUACGCAGAUAACAAAAAUUGAAGAGAUCUAUGAAGAAAACAGGUUGCUAUAAGCUGUGUUUAAAGCAUACAGUAUGCAAUGUGAUGUUCAAUAUAUGCAUGAAGAUUGUUUUAGUUUUUGACAAAAAUGGCAAGGAGGGGCGUUGAACUCAGGUAGAUUAUUCAUCACUCGCUGCAUUUGUCUUUGAAGAAACAAAAGCAUCUUCACAAAACUAACUGCGCUCCUCUACAGACAGAGCGGUUCAAUAAGCCUUUUUUAAUAAAAUGUUUAAUGUACAUGUCAUGUAAAGAGUGACUUAAGCUAAUGAUCGGUGACCUUUAUGUAACAUGCUUAAAUAAUUUCAUUUUUGUAUAUUAAAAGCAAUAUCCUUA
Molecule: messenger RNA, 4874 nt
Organism: Polypterus senegalus (gray bichir)
Lineage: Eukaryota; Metazoa; Chordata; Cladistia; Polypteriformes; Polypteridae
Product: collagen alpha-1(XXVIII) chain-like
Exons: 36
Coding region: 144-3632 (1162 amino acids)
Molecular function (GO): serine-type endopeptidase inhibitor activity
Source: RefSeq, a predicted model, not a curated record